Molecule: messenger RNA, 2540 nt
Organism: Pseudopipra pipra
Lineage: Eukaryota; Metazoa; Chordata; Aves; Passeriformes; Pipridae
Gene: EBF3
Product: EBF transcription factor 3
Exons: 17
Coding region: 358-2151 (597 amino acids)
Biological process (GO): regulation of transcription by RNA polymerase II
Molecular function (GO): RNA polymerase II cis-regulatory region sequence-specific DNA binding; DNA-binding transcription factor activity, RNA polymerase II-specific
Source: RefSeq, a predicted model, not a curated record
CGAGCACCGGCUCCGGCUGGAGAGGGGGAAUUAAAAGAGUUGGAAAAGAUGUGACCAGCGCCUCGCCGGCAGUUCCUCUCCCCCGUGGGAUGUGGAGCCAAGAGCGAAGUACUCAGUAAAUUGUUUAUGUCGUGCCAAUACAGGACAGAUUGAAGAAGGAAGCAAGACUUGAACUGGGCUUUUCUCCUACUGAUCACAGGGAGUAAAGUCAUCUCUUAUAUUCCAGUCGCCAAGGAGAGAGAGAGAGAGAGAGAGAGCGAGCGAAAAUCAAGCAACAACCAACCCACCCCGUAUCUGACAUUUCCCUCAAUUUUAACCCCUUUUGGUUAGGAGCUGGUUUUGCCCAAAUUUGUUUUAAUGUUUGGGAUUCAGGAAAAUAUACCAAGAGGUGGGACGACCAUGAAAGAAGAACCGCUGGGCAGUGGGAUGAACCCGGUCCGCUCAUGGAUGCAUACUGCUGGGGUAGUGGAUGCUAACACGGCCGCCCAAAGCGGCGUGGGGCUGGCUCGGGCACAUUUCGAGAAACAGCCGCCUUCCAAUCUCAGAAAAUCCAAUUUUUUCCACUUCGUCUUAGCUCUGUACGACAGGCAGGGACAGCCGGUGGAGAUUGAGAGAACAGCUUUUGUGGACUUUGUGGAGAAAGAGAAAGAGCCAAACAAUGAAAAAACUAACAAUGGGAUUCAUUAUAAACUUCAGUUAUUGUAUAGCAAUGGAGUUAGGACAGAGCAGGACCUGUAUGUUCGUCUAAUAGACUCAAUGACCAAACAGGCCAUCGUCUACGAAGGGCAAGACAAGAACCCCGAGAUGUGCCGGGUGCUCCUGACACACGAGAUCAUGUGCAGCCGGUGCUGUGACAAGAAAAGUUGUGGCAACAGAAACGAAACCCCCUCAGACCCCGUUAUCAUUGACAGAUUCUUUCUAAAGUUUUUCCUCAAGUGCAAUCAGAACUGUUUGAAGAAUGCAGGCAACCCGCGAGACAUGCGAAGAUUCCAGGUUGUUGUAUCAACAACAGUCAAUGUGGAUGGCCACGUGCUGGCUGUCUCAGACAACAUGUUUGUACACAACAAUUCCAAACACGGGAGGCGGGCUCGCCGCCUUGACCCCUCAGAAGGUACGGCCCCUUCUUAUCUGGAAAAUGCAGCUACUCCGUGCAUAAAGGCCAUCAGUCCUAGUGAAGGCUGGACUACUGGUGGGGCCACUGUCAUCAUAAUCGGAGACAACUUCUUUGAUGGCUUACAAGUCGUAUUUGGAACUAUGUUGGUGUGGAGUGAGCUGAUAACACCUCACGCCAUCAGAGUUCAAACACCACCACGGCACAUUCCAGGAGUUGUUGAAGUAACUCUGUCCUACAAAUCCAAACAGUUCUGCAAAGGUGCUCCCGGCCGAUUCGUCUACACUGCACUUAAUGAACCGACCAUAGAUUACGGCUUCCAGAGGUUGCAGAAAGUUAUUCCACGACAUCCAGGUGAUCCCGAAAGGUUACCAAAGGAAGUAUUACUUAAGAGAGCAGCAGACCUUGUUGAAGCCCUAUAUGGGAUGCCCCAUAACAACCAGGAGAUAAUCCUGAAACGAGCAGCUGACAUUGCCGAGGCGUUGUACAGCGUGCCCCGCAACCACAACCAGAUCCCCACUCUAGCCAACACUCCCGCUCACACCGGCAUGAUGGGGGUGAACUCCUUCAGCAGCCAGCUCGCCGUCAACGUCUCCGAAACAUCACAAGCCAACGACCAAGUAGGUUACAGUCGCAACACAAGCAGUGUUUCCCCGCGAGGAUAUGUUCCCAGCAGUACUCCUCAGCAGUCCAAUUACAACACAGUCAGCAAUAGCAUGAAUGGAUAUGGCAAUGCCGGCAUGCCCAAUCUAGGUGUACCAGGUUCCCCUGGAUUUCUUAAUGGCUCCUCAGCUAACUCUCCUUACGGCAUAGUGCCGUCAAGCCCUACCAUGGCAGCCUCUUCGGUCACCCUCCCUUCAAACUGUAGCAGUACACACGGCAUUUUCUCAUUCUCACCUGCCAAUGUCAUCUCUGCAGUGAAACAAAAGAGCGCCUUCGCUCCUGUUGUCAGGCCCCAAGCCUCUCCUCCACCAUCUUGCACCAGUGCAAAUGGAAAUGGACUUCAAGCCAUGUCCGGGCUUGUAGUCCCGCCAAUGUAAAGUCACUUUUGUUUACCUACCGUAGCACCAAGCUGCAGAGGAUGGGCUUAGGGGACAAGUUUAGUAUAUUAAGACAUGCUGAUGGAAGCAGUAUCUUCACGCAGAAUCAGCAACAAAUCGAAAUGCUACAGGAAAAAAAAAAAACAAACAAAAAAAAAAAAGAAAAAAAAAGACUUUGUUUAAAGAUUUUAUUUAAACUAUUAAGAAUCUACAUGCAAACAACCUACUUCUUCAUGAACAAUUCCAUUUUAUUGACUGAAUUUUUCUCAUAUUUUCACAUUUCUCAGUCCUGGAGAAUAAGGAAAAAGCGACGCCUAUUUUGUAUAAAGUUUCUGAUUACGUCUUGGCUAUGUCUAGUACUUGCUAUGUGUUGGGAGAAACUUUGUGGA